AUGGCGAAACAUAAUUUUUGGCAUUUGUAUGUUAUCUGUCUGUCACAGUACCCCAGGAGGAGGGUCUCCAAAGCCAGCCCAGGGUGCUCUGAGGAGGAAAGACCCACCCUGUGCCAGGAAGGCAGCCAGAGCUUGAGCCGGAGCUCCAAACUGGUGGUCCCUGAGCAGCCUCCCACCAGGAAGAAGCCCUUCAAGUGCUUGGAAUGUGGGAAGAGCUUCAUCAAGAGCUUUGCUCUCCUCGCCCACCAGCACAUCCACACGGGAGAACGGCCCUACACGUGUGGGGAGUGUGGGAAGAGCUUCCGCCAGAGCUCCCACCUCCUCACCCACCAGAUCAUCCACACCGGAGAACGGCCCUACAAGUGCUUGGAAUGUGGGAAGAGGUUUCAGACCAGUGGGAAUCUCCUCCUGCAUGAGCGGACACACACAGAAGAGAGACCCUUCCGCUGCACCCACUGUGGGAAGGGCUUCAACCAGAGCUCCCACCUCGUCACCCACCGGCGCAUCCACAGUGGGGGGAGAGGCCCUACAAGUGUGGGGAGUGUGGGAAGAGCUUCAGCCAGAGCUCUGCCUUGA
Messenger RNA from Lepidothrix coronata (blue-crowned manakin), 576 nucleotides. RefSeq names its product zinc finger protein 239-like. The coding region runs from base 1 to 576 and encodes 191 amino acids. Lineage: Eukaryota; Metazoa; Chordata; Aves; Passeriformes; Pipridae. Gene Ontology annotation, molecular function: DNA-binding transcription factor activity, RNA polymerase II-specific; RNA polymerase II cis-regulatory region sequence-specific DNA binding. Gene Ontology annotation, biological process: regulation of transcription by RNA polymerase II. The record is from RefSeq and is a predicted model, not a curated record. The transcript has a single exon.